Somion occarium is the source of this 2258-nucleotide messenger RNA. The record is from the annotation of a GenBank genome assembly. Lineage: Eukaryota; Fungi; Basidiomycota; Agaricomycetes; Polyporales; Cerrenaceae.
CCCUCAACUGCCGAGACUUGUAUUGACGCCCAUUGAAGGACGAAUUCACAUGGCGUGAUGAUAUACGGUUACUUCCCCAGGUUCCAUCCCGGUAUAUGUUUUACUCAAACCCCACAUUCCUGUCGUUCCUGGACUCCCCAUGAACAGCCUGCUCAGGCGUAGCCGUGCGUUCAUUUCUCCUCGACGAACGAUGGCCUCUUCAGCAUCGCGUCAAGCGAACUGGAAAGCGGCCGCACCAGCACCUCUUCCUGGUCCUACCUUUGCAGCCCAGUCAUCGCUCCCAAAACUUCCUGUACCGGAUCUACCCGAUACACUUGCGAAGCUGAAAGAGUCCUUGAAGCCUCUUGCUUGGAGCGAUGCUGAGCUCGCUGAGGUUAACAAGAAGAUCGACGAGUUUGGUUCUGGAGCUGGUGAGGAACUGCAGAAGAGGUUGACCAAACGUCGCGAUGAGACGGCGCACUGGCUAGAGGAGUGGUGGGAUGAUCUAGGAUACCUAACCUACCGAGACUCUGUCAUUGUGAAUGUGUCGUACUAUUAUGGUUUCGAUGACUACCCCGCACACCUGCCUCAGGGCUCUAUCGCCAGAGCAGCAGCCCUUACGCGUGGAGCCAUGCAAUUCCGCCAAUUGUUCAAGCUCGGACAAGUCAAGCCUGAGUCUACCAAAGAGGGACCUAUAUGCAUGGAUACUUGGAGGUGGAUGUUCGACUGCUGCCGAAUUCCAGGCCAACAAGGCGCUGACUGGAGUGUCUCGUAUGCUAAAGAUGGCGAUCGGGGCGACUCGGGCCAUAUCAUCGUACUCCGCAAGGGACGCGUUUGGAAAUUGGAUCCUUGGCAGAAUGGUCGUUUGCUUAGCCUGGCGGAACUUCAACGGCAACUGCAGCACAUCUCGGAUAACACUGCUUCGGAAUACCCUGGUGUUGGCGUUUUGACUGCUUCCAAUCGUGACGUCUGGGCAAAGGACUACGCCAACCUCAUCUCGGAUCCACAGAACGCGUCAAUCGUCGAACAGAUUCAAUCCGCAGCAUUCGUCCUGUCUCUCGACAUCGAGCAGCCAACAGAUCUCGUCUCAUACAGUCGCGCGCUCUGGCAUGGCUCCGUUACCCCUCAUGCCGGUGUUAACAAUAAACCACUCCUCGGGCUCCGAAACCGCUGGGUCGAUAAACCCGUCUCAUUUGUCGUAUUCGAGAACGGUAAAGCGGGCAUAUUGGGCGAACAUUCGGUAAUGGACGGUACACCUACAGUUGCCUUGUGCGAUACCGUGCUUGAUAUGAUCGCGGACCCGACUUGGGACCAAGGCGAACCUACGAAAGAUGCGUCUUUGCCUGUGGCUUUGGAUUGGAAAGUCUCCCCCACCGUGGAGUCUGCCAUCGAGUCUGCGGAGAAAGCGGCUUUGGAGCUGGUCGAGAGCCAAGCGAUGAAUAUCUUGCGAACUCCAUACGGGAAGGCCGCUAUAAAAUCCUUCAAAGUCUCGCCAGAUUCGUGGGCCCAGAUGGUCGUUCAACUCGCUUAUGCGCGUCUUCUCAACUCUAAGGGAUGGAAACGACAGGGAGGAACUUAUGAAGCUGCUACGACCAGGAAGUUCUUCAAGGGAAGGACAGAGGCUAUUAGAGUCGUUUCGAGUGAGAGUGAUGCUUGGGUGAGGAGUAUGGAUGACGAGACUGUUUCGGUUGAAGAGAGGAUGAGGCUUUUUGGAGAGGCGACGAAGAAGCAUAUUGGAUGGGCGAGAAUGGCUGGAAAUGGCUUGGGCGUUGAUAGACAUAUGCUUGGUCUGAGGCAAUCAUUGAAGAAAGAUGAAACCCUCCCAGCAUUGUACUCCGACCCACUCUUCAAACGAUCAAGCAACUGGGUGCUGAGCACUUCAGCUAUCUUCUCUAAACAUUUCGAGGCUUAUGGUUGGGGCGAAGUUGUCCCUGAAGGGUUUGGUGUAGCAUAUAUGACCGGUUUCGAUGGCUAUCUGCAAUAUACCAUCACCUCCAGAACGGAGAUGCCUAAUGCCGAGUUCUGUAAGGAGAUCGAGAAGGCCGCUGAGGAUUUGUAUGCUUUACACGCACAAGCUGGACAAGCUAAGUCUAUGCUGUAGUCACUUGGGUUAAUAGGGCAUUCAAAUGGCCGGUCUGUGAAAGAGUACUUACUUGUAGAAAUAGAAGGGUCAUGUACAAAUACCCUGUGUUCAAUCAACAUAUCCACAACAGACUGUGUAUAUCAUAAUCUGGUAUUUUGUCCAUGCAGCGCAAGUCGACCCUCCAUCAGGUUCCUAG